UUUACACCAUAAGCUUAUGAUUGGACACUGGUAACUAGUGUGAUGUGUAUGUCUAAUCCUUUUCUUGGUGCAGACUAAAUUCUAUCAAUUAGGUUUGCAACGUGGCCACUACUCUAGGCAGUUCGCUAUCACAGUGCACGUCUCUGACUGUAGCACUGGAGGACGCGGAUUCGAAUCUCAGAGGGGCUGAACAUGCGUUCCUUCAAGGUUGCAUAUACGCCUUGCUGACUAGUGAGUGCCAACUAGCACGAAACCUAGGUCAAGCAAGGUUUCCUGUGGCCGAUUGCCUCCAACCAUCUAAUAUCGUCAAAGAAAUGUAUAGACGAUAGUCAGAUGGUGUUGAUAUGGGAUCACCACUAGGUCAAAUCAUGGCGGAUUUUUCCCUGGAGAAACUACAGAAGGCUCCACUUAGAGAUGUAGCAUAUAAUCUUGAUUUCUAUUGCCGAUAUGUCGAUGAUAUAUUUACAGUUGUAAAGAAAGAAAGUGAGACUAGGGACAUAUUGGAGAAAUUUAAUAAAGCACAUCCUGGCAUAAGCUUCACUAAAGAAGAGGAAGAAAAUGACUCUAUCUCCUUCCGAGACGUCCUAAUGACUGAGCGAACACACAGAACCUACUUCAACUGGACAAUAUACUUACUUUCUGAGCUUCGUACUGAUACAAUUUAAAUGUUUGGUUCACUGGACGAGAGUUAUCUG
This is a messenger RNA of Trichobilharzia regenti, 695 nucleotides long. The record is from the annotation of a GenBank genome assembly. NCBI's taxonomy places the organism in Eukaryota, Metazoa, Platyhelminthes, Trematoda, Strigeidida, Schistosomatidae.